AUGUUUGCUCGAUCACUCUUCCUUCUCACCUUGAUGGUUUCUCCUGUCUUUUCGGCUACUCACACAGUCAAUGUGGCAAGCAACAAGAGUCUGACUUUCGAACCUUCUGAGGUGAAAGCUGAAUUAGGAGAUAUAAUCGAGUUCAGAUUCUUAGCUGGUAAUCAUACAGUGACUCAAUCGACUUUCGCUUCACCAUGUACGAAUGCAGGAUUUAACUCUGGUCAAAUACCUGGGAAUCCAGAUUCACCCACUAGUUACUCUAUCUUGGUUAAUGAUACUAAACCGAUUUGGGUUUAUUGUGCCACAGGUCAACAUUGUCAGAAUGGUAUGGUCAUGGCAGUCAAUGCACCUACUUCUGGAAAUACAUUCUCAGCAUUCCAAGCUAACGCUAUGGGCGGUGGAAACGCAACUACUACUGCCGGAAGCUCUACAGGGUCAACCUCAAUCUCUGCCUCCCUCUCCUCCUCAGCUGCUGCUUCCGGAGCAGGAGCGAGCGAAGGUGUGACUGGUUCUGGUACUGCGGCUGCGGCUGACCCGAGUGCUUCUGCUUCGGCAAGUAGUACCAAUGGUACUUCCUCUUCAACUUCCAGCGAUAGUUCCGCUGCUUCUUUGGAGAUCAACCUCGUACCGAUCAGUCUGGUGACUUUGUUGGCUCUUUGGUUCACUUUGGUAUAA
Kwoniella botswanensis is the source of this 675-nucleotide messenger RNA. RefSeq lists its product as uncharacterized. Bases 1 to 675 code for a protein of 224 amino acids. The transcript is spliced from 7 exons. Lineage: Eukaryota; Fungi; Basidiomycota; Tremellomycetes; Tremellales; Cryptococcaceae. The record is from RefSeq and is a predicted model, not a curated record.